AUGGAGCCACCAUCCCAACUGCCCCCACACUAUAGCACUUGCCAACAAAGUCUAACUGCCAUGAUGCUUACAUUUAAGAACCUUAACAUCCCAUUAGCCCCGGGCAAGACACAAGGUCCUGCAACUGUGUUAGAGUUUAUGGGCAUUAUCCUGGACAGCGUUCGCAUGGAAGCACGGCUGCCGGAUGACAAAAUUGAACGCCUCCGAGCAGUUUUCAACACAUUCCAAAAAAGGCGGUCAUGUACUUUGAAAGAACUUCAGUCACUUAUAG
Paramuricea clavata is the source of this 271-nucleotide messenger RNA. Lineage: Eukaryota; Metazoa; Cnidaria; Anthozoa; Malacalcyonacea; Plexauridae. The record is from the annotation of a GenBank genome assembly.